AUGCUUUCGAAGGAGGAAGAUUAUAUUGACAACGAGUAUUACACUAUGAAUCGUCAAUUUUUUCGUCUAAUUGGAUUGUGGCAAGGUCAGACGUCGUUCAAGAACAUAAUUUAUGUUUAUUUCAUUAAUUUAAUACUAACAUUUGCAUCAAUCGGACAGAUACAACUUUUGUUCACGUCAGAAAGAAAUUUAAUGUCGAUCACCAAAUUACUGGAAAUGCUUUUGCCUACACUAUGUUUCAGCUGUUGCUAUUGCAAUCUAUUGUUGAAUGAUAGAGUUAUGAAGAAAAUUCUUUUCCGUAUCAAGUCCGAUUGGGAUGACCUAGCAGACAAACCAGAACUAAUGAUAGUGAAGAAAUAUGCUGAAAUUAGCAGAAUUUGUACAAUAAUAAUCGCAGUUUGCUUUUAUAUUUAUAUCGUAUUUUUGAUAUUUCCAUCAUUGUUGAGUGUGUUUCGGUAUGUUUCUGGUGAUAUAAAUGAAACGGAAUUAAUAUUACCAAUUCGUGCUGACUAUUUCUUGAAGAACCUAAUGGUUUAUUAUAUCGGACUUAUAAUCCAAUACGUAAUUAUUAUAGUCACGUGCACGGUAGGAAUUGCUAACUAUUCCAUGUUUAUAGCAAUCGUACAACAUGCAUGUGCACUUUUCUCCAUUGUCCAAUGGAGGGUUAAACAUAAAUACGAAAAACUUGCACAUAAUUCUUAUUAUAUUAAUGUUGAAAGUGAAUUAACCGAGGAAAACGGAUGGAUAGUCCAUCUCAUAAAAUUCUAUAAACGGACGAUCGACAUUAUUGUCGUUUUCAUUUAUCCUUGUAGAUUAUAUUUACCGUUAACCGAAUCGAAGGAAUUGAGAAGCUCUUGUAUAUUAUUUGUACCAUGUUUGUAUCGCUAUUACGUUAUAACUGGUCCAAUAAUUUCGUGUGGUUUCAAUUUCAUCUUGAAUAUAUAUUCCGGUCCAUCGUCUGCACCUACAAGGACCACAAAUUGUACAAUAUCUCGAAUUUUAACUUUUCAUUUGGCAUGCCAAUUCCCGUUUUAUUCGUUAUCAUUGAGAAACCAAAAAUUGUUACUCUUCUUAACAAUGUAUAGCAUGAGACUGUGCGGUAUAUCCCUGAUGGGCGCAGUAUUUAUAUCGCAUGAGCUGUUCGCAACGGUAAAAUAUUUUCUCAAUAAUUAUAUAGCUAAGACAUCAACUAAACAACGUAUACUAUUCGAAUAUAUUCUUACUAGAUCAUUGCUAAAUCUUUUUCUUUCGCUAUGGUAUUGUAUAAUCUGCAAUGAAUUUAAUAGCAACAAAUAUGAUAUAAUUGAUGAUCAUAAUGUAUUGCGAUCAUACGAAUACAGAAGAAAGAGCAAAUAUUGGCAUACUUUUCGGAAUUUACUAAUUGUGUCCGUCAGAGUAUCCAGCUCAUCUGUCACGAAACGUGUCGAGUAUAAAGGACUUGCGUCUCAUUGGAUGAUAAUAUUAAUUCAAGGAUUCUGA
Messenger RNA from Vespa mandarinia (Asian giant hornet), 1479 nucleotides. RefSeq lists its product as uncharacterized. NCBI's taxonomy places the organism in Eukaryota, Metazoa, Arthropoda, Insecta, Hymenoptera, Vespidae. Gene Ontology annotation, biological process: detection of chemical stimulus involved in sensory perception of smell; sensory perception of smell. Gene Ontology annotation, molecular function: olfactory receptor activity; odorant binding. The record is from RefSeq and is a predicted model, not a curated record. Gene Ontology annotation, cellular component: plasma membrane.